This is a messenger RNA of Anopheles coustani, 1506 nucleotides long. RefSeq lists its product as uncharacterized. Lineage: Eukaryota; Metazoa; Arthropoda; Insecta; Diptera; Culicidae. Gene Ontology annotation, cellular component: membrane. Gene Ontology annotation, biological process: sodium ion transmembrane transport. Bases 1 to 1506 code for a protein of 501 amino acids. Gene Ontology annotation, molecular function: ligand-gated sodium channel activity. The transcript has 11 exons. The record is from RefSeq and is a predicted model, not a curated record.
AUGGCGCGGAAAAAAGGAAGCAAACCAAUCGACCCUCGGUCGGCGGUGGGUCGGGAUUCGACAAAAAGUGUUGCCGAAAACUUCCUGGCCGUGCUGAACCUGCCCGGACUCCAGUACGUGUUUGAUCGUCGAAAACAUCCGCUCGAAAGGGUUUCCUGGGUUCUCGUUAUCCUGGCGGCGAUCCGGGGCGUCCUGUUGCUGGGCCAGUAUCAGUACGCACGGUACGCGGCCAACCCGACCGCGAUCCAGCUGGACAAAAACUACCGCGAUUGGAUCGGUAUUAUGCCGGGCUUAACGUUCUGCUUCCACGACCGGGUCGACUGGGGGAAGGCGCGGGCAUACCUGGCACGAAAGCAUCCCCAAACGCUGGAAAGCCUCCCCGGGGGCAGCUUCCCGGUAAAUGAUUCCGCCGGGAGUCGUUAUCUUACCGAUUUCGUCCAAACACUCGUCGACGCGACGGCGACCGACUUUGGCAAUCUGUCCCGCUUUCUCGACGACACCCGCCACCUGCCGGCCGAUGCCGUUGACAUUCUGGAGCUAAUCAGCUCGGUCCAUCCGCACCAUGACAUCGCCAUCAACAGCAUCCAGCCGGCGACGACGGUCGGGGCUGGCGAGGAGGUUCCGCCGGUGCACCAGAUUGUCACGGAGCGGGGCAUCUGCUACAGCCUGAAUGCACCCCUGUCCUACCUGCAGCGGACCAACGCGACGGAGCGUCUGCUGCCUUCCAAGAAGGAUUUCUCAAACAAGCAACCCAUAUCCUGCGAAUUCAACAGACACCACUGCUACAUGAAGCUGGACAUGUAUCGGUCAACAGUGUCGUACACCAUCCACUCGCCGUACGAGGUGGCCAGCAUUGAUCAGCUGUUCACCAACGUGGAGGAAUCGGACGAGCUUGUUGCCGUGUACAGCGUGCUGGAGAUGGUAGCCAACGAGCGCCUCAAGGAUCUGACGGUGAAGCAACGUAAUUGUUUCUUUUACGAUGAAACGUACGAACAGUUACCGUUCUACAGCCACAACCUGUGUGUCAUGAGCUGCCGGGCGAAACGUGCGCUCGCCUUGUGUCGCUGCCGGCCCCACUUCUAUCCGUUCGCCGAGGGUCCGCAGUGUACGGUGAAAGGACUACACUGCCUGCAGCACCGGCAUCCCGAGUGGAACAGCGAUGUGGGCUGCAAGUGUCUGAAAUCCUGCACCGACGUGAGCUUCUACGUUUCGUCGCUCAGCAAAACGCAGUGGACGAGUGAAGGAGGCAUUCCAUUUACCCACAAGGCUUCGCUACGCUGGGAGAUCCUGCAACCCCGAACGCGGCUGCGACGGGUGUUAAUAUUCAGCUACGAAGACUUGCUCGUGUCAUUCGGUGGUGCCGUGGCGUUAUUUAUUGGUAAAAACGGAUUCUACGUUUCCAAGAUUGUGGAAUUUCUAACGAUCGAGUUGGCUGGUUGGAUACGACUUAAAUUGCAUGCUCUCCAGGAAAGGAAACGAUUUUCCUUUAGACUCAAACGCUAUUAA